Caenorhabditis angaria is the source of this 700-nucleotide messenger RNA. The record is from the annotation of a GenBank genome assembly. NCBI's taxonomy places the organism in Eukaryota, Metazoa, Nematoda, Chromadorea, Rhabditida, Rhabditidae.
AUGGCACAUAAAAGUGUGGCAAAAGAUCUUCUUAAUCAAAGAGAUGAACUGGAUUCAAAAAUAAAUGAAUUAUUACUAGUUUUGGAAGUUGUAAGUUUUUUUCUAGCCUGAACUAGACCAAAUUCAUUCAAUAUUCCAGAAUAAAUCAACAAUGGAUUCACCACUUGUAGAUUCUGAAGGAUUUCCAUUGAAUGAUAUUGAUGUUUAUGCUGUUCGACAUGCACGUCACGAUUUGAUUUGUUUGAGAAAUGAUAGAGAACAAUUGACAAAACGAAUUGCAAAUGAAUUGGAAAUUGCACAUUCUGAAAAUACACCAAUCGAAAAAGAAGUUGCAACUGAAAAACCUGUUCAUCGGACAUCGAAUAAUCCAUUUGUCAAAGUUUCAGCAGUUACUGAAAGUUCGCCGGCUGAUGAAGGAGGCAUUAAAAAGGAUGAUCUGAUUCUUCAAUAUGGUUCACUUCAUUUUGAUAAUUUUUCGGAACUCAAACAACUUGCACAAAUUACAAACUCUUCUGAAAAUGUGAGUUAAAUAUACAAUUAAUUUCAAAUUAAUUUUUUUUGUUUUUUUUUUCAGAAAAUAAUUCGUGUAACUGUCCUUCGAUCUGAUCAUCCAAUUCGUCUCGAAAUUCGUCCUCAUAAAUGGUCUGGUCCUGGUCUUCUUGGUUGUAACAUCGUUCCUCUUACCGGUUCAACAAUUUAA